AUGGCGCGGAAAUGGUUCCAGCUCGUAGGCGAAGAUGGGAACGCGGUGACGUCGACUGAUGCUGUUGUCGUGGAUAUCGAAGAUGUUGUUGCGUUGCGGGAUGCGGUGAAGGAGAAGCUCAGAGACAGCCACCUAGCAGGGAUUGCUGCGUCCGAUCUCACAGUCUUUGCGAACCGGGCGGAGUACGAUGCGAAGCGAAGCGUGCUGCUGCCCCAGUCGGGGUCCCCAGUUACGGCGUAUGGGAAUAAUGAAGAUAAUGCGCUCAUUGUGCAAGUGCCGAAGCGCGCAGAAAGCGAUUCACGCUAUUUUAUCCAGCCAAACGUUCAAGAACAAGUCGAAAAGGCAGUAUUUGUGAUCGUGGAAGAAGACGAAGAACGCAACGGUGUUGGAAUGGAUUCUGGUGCUGCACUUCUUAUCAAGGAUGGAUUUCUUGUCGGUAUCCAUCUGGAAACGAUCAAUGCACUCCGCGAAGAGAUGGACCGCAAGAAAACCGUCAAGGAUCGCUUGAAUGAUGUGGAGGAGUCUCUGGACAACAUUGCGAGAAGCGGACUAGCGCAAGGCUGCUCAGGUCUUUUGGCUCAUGAGUUCAAGGACGUAGUGAGCGAGUACUGGACGCAAGCCGAACACAAUGCCUCUCGCAACAAUGAGCUCGUCAUCUAA
Messenger RNA from Phytophthora infestans T30-4, 660 nucleotides. RefSeq lists its product as uncharacterized. The record is from RefSeq and is a predicted model, not a curated record. The coding region runs from base 1 to 660 and encodes 219 amino acids. Lineage: Eukaryota; Oomycota; Peronosporomycetes; Peronosporales; Peronosporaceae. The transcript has 3 exons.